GAUGCUCGGUAACCUCUACGGUGGAUUGCCUUGUGUGCUGUGGACAAGGUUAAGGACGAGUGAAUCUGGAGUUCAUGUAUCAUUAUCAAACACAAGCUUGUGGAAGGGGUGGGUGUGGCUGGGAGAAAAUGUUAAACAGGAAGGGAAGAAGCUGGAUCACCACAAACGCCAUGGAGGAGAAGCCCACAAAUUGGAUCUCACGAGUUCCACCACCACUCCUCGCCGCCGUCCAUGCUCCGACGUCAGCAGGGCCAGCAAGACGGCGACUUCCACUGGCUGUAAGCCAUCAAAGCUUUGCAUGCGUGAGGCUGGGUUGAUGUUGACUUAAUCAAUCUCUCUGCUGGCGAGGACUUCCUA
This is a messenger RNA of Triticum dicoccoides, 357 nucleotides long. RefSeq lists its product as uncharacterized. The coding region runs from base 2 to 328 and encodes 108 amino acids. NCBI's taxonomy places the organism in Eukaryota, Viridiplantae, Streptophyta, Magnoliopsida, Poales, Poaceae. The record is from RefSeq and is a predicted model, not a curated record. The transcript has 3 exons.